AUGGCCACCGGCGACCUCACACCGACAGGCGACAGCCAAAAGGCCCAGGGUUCCGACAUUCCCAUCCGCAACAAGACGACGGAUGCAAUCGACAUCGUCUCGACGUACCACUCCCUCCUCCAAGACCCCGACCUGACAAAACCCGUCGCCGCUAUCGAGGCCCUCAUCUCGCUCCUCAACGCCUCGGGCACCACCACCGUCUACGAGACGCUCGACCUUGUCAAGCGCGCCUCCAACACGCUUCACGCCUCCGUCAACAACCCCGUGCCCCUCCAGGCCGGAACCGACCUAUUCCUGCAGUACCUCGUCUCCUCGCUUAAGCAGCAGGAGGGAGCCCCGUUCGCCAGCGCCGCCACCGCGAACCCGCACCAGUCCUUCGACGCCGUCCGCACCCACCUCCUCCGCAACGGUCGCCUCUUCGCCUCGCGCGCCAUCGCUGCACGCGACCGCAUCGCCGACGCCGGCUGGCGCUUCGUCCGCGACGGCAAGGUCGUCCUCACCCACGGCGCCUCGCGCGCCGUCUCCACCCUGCUGUUCCGCGCCGCCGACCAGUUCGGCGCCGGCGGCGUGCGCUUCAAAGUCGUCUACGUGCGCGACGAGCACCGCCCGGCCGAGUCGGACCGCGUCGUGCGGGAGCUCCGCGAUAAGGGUAUUCCCGUUGCCGAGAUCGCCGAGCCCGCCGUCGCCCACGUCCUAGGCCUGCUGCGACAGGUCCACAUGGUCUUCGUCGGCGCCGAGGCCGUUACCCAGAAUGGUGGCAUCAUCUCGCGCAUGGGCACCUACCAGAUCGCCAAGCUGGCCAAGCAGGCCGGCCUUCCCUUCUACGUCGCCGCCGAGUCCCACAAGUUCGUGCGCAAGGUCCCUCUAGACCAGCGCGACCUGGGCUUCAAGCAGCACGUGUUGGACUUCCGGACGGACGGCGCGAGCGUGCAACCCGAGGACGCCGUGGAUUACACCCCCCCCGAUUUCAUCUCAAACCUCGUGACGGAAAACGGCGUCAAGCUGCCCAGCUACGUCUUCGAACAGCUCCUCGACAUCUACGGCAGUCUGAACGGUUGA
Messenger RNA from Colletotrichum higginsianum IMI 349063, 1059 nucleotides. RefSeq names its product initiation factor 2 subunit family protein. NCBI's taxonomy places the organism in Eukaryota, Fungi, Ascomycota, Sordariomycetes, Glomerellales, Glomerellaceae. The transcript has 4 exons. Gene Ontology annotation, biological process: translational initiation. The record is from RefSeq and is a predicted model, not a curated record. Gene Ontology annotation, molecular function: translation initiation factor activity; guanyl-nucleotide exchange factor activity. Gene Ontology annotation, cellular component: eukaryotic translation initiation factor 2B complex. The coding region runs from base 1 to 1059 and encodes 352 amino acids.